AUGCAAGCAUCACCAAUAUUCAAGAGGUUGUUUGUUUGCUUGUAUGCAUGUAAGGAAGACUUUGUGAAUGGUUGUAGACCAUUCUUGGGAAUUGAUGGUUACCAUUUGAAGGGCCAAUAUGGUGGUGUUUUAUUAUCAGCCGUAUCUAUUGAUGGGAACAACGAGGUGUUACCAAUUGCCCAUGGAGUUGUGGAAAUUAAAAAUAAAGCAAGUUGGAGAUUUUUCCUUGAAUGUUUAUAUGAAGCAUUGGGAAUUGCUGGUGAUAACACUUCUUUGACAUUUAUAUCAGAUGGCCAAAAGGGACUCACAAAUGUCAUCCAUGAUAUCCUUCCCAAUGCUCACAUUCAAAAUUGUAGUAGACACAUCUACAUGAAUUUCAAGGGAAAAUACAACAGUCUCUUGUUGAAGAAGUACUUCUGGGAAGCUUCCACAGCACCUACUAUGCAUCUAUUUCAGAGUGUAAUGAAUUCCAUCAAAGAAAUCAACAUCAAGGCAUAUGAGUGGUUAAUGAAGCUGCCAGCAUUAUGGUCUCGACAUGCUUUCCAUAUUGGUUGUAAGAAUGAUGCAAUCACUAACAAUAUGACAGAAAGUUUCAACAGUUGGGUUGGUGAUUUUCAUAGUAAACCCAUUUUGUCUGUGAUUGAUAAUAUUAGGAUUAAAAUAAUGGAUAAAUUUAACAAGAGAUACUAUCAAAUUCGUUCAUUGAACGGGAUUGUCACUCCUGUUGUGAAGAAGAAGAUUGCUGAAGUAUAUGAACUCUCGAGGAAAUGCAAGGUGUACCUUUGUAAUGCAGAUGAAUUUGAGGUGGUAGAUUCUUUCCACAUAAGACAUGUGGUCAAUUUGAGGUUGCGAACAUGUGGAUGCAAAGAUUGGGAAUUAUCAGGUAUACCUUGUAAGAAUGUAGUGGCUGCCAUUGCCCAUAAGAGAGAAAAAAUUGAAGACUACUGUGCAACUUACUUCACAAAGGAAAAGUACAUGAAGACAUAUGAACAUAUCAUAUUUCCCAUCCCAGAUGUAUCUGAGCUAGACAUUGGGUCAGAUCUAGGGGUUGUCCAACCACCACUUUUGAAGACAGGAGUAGGUAGACCGAGCAAGGGUGAAAGGAAAAGGGAACCUGGGGAGGCACCUCUUGCUCAUUUUAGAAAGAAGACAAGAUCUCUCAGAAGUGAGAUUUAUAAGAGACUAGGCCAUAAUAAGAGAACUUUUGGAAGAGGUUCUCUUGAGGGAAAGAAGAAGGGUUCUUCAAGCCAUAGAUCUGUUAGGAAGGAAAGAAGAAGAGACGAUGAUGACCCAGAUGAUGCACGCUUGUCCCAAAUAGUUACUAGGUCACAGACUUCUACAACAACUGAUGUUGGUGAUUCAGUACAAGCAAGACUUAAAAGGAAGAUGACAGAUAAGUGGGAGAAGAGGAAAGCAAGGAAGAAGUAG
Molecule: messenger RNA, 1428 nt
Organism: Macadamia integrifolia
Lineage: Eukaryota; Viridiplantae; Streptophyta; Magnoliopsida; Proteales; Proteaceae
Exons: 3
Coding region: 1-1428 (475 amino acids)
Molecular function (GO): zinc ion binding
Source: RefSeq, a predicted model, not a curated record